GACUCGUUUAAUGACACCCAGGCUUGGCGGAAUAAUAUUCCAGAACCCCCAACAUAUGCGCACAAAGUUAUAAUUACCGUCGUCUACAGUACGAUGUUCUUGUUUUCUUUAACCGGAAACUCCAUGACGAUUUACAUUGUGUGGAGUAAACCUUACAUGCGAUCAGUUACCAACUGCCUGAUUGCGAACAUGGCCACAGCAGAUCUUAUCAUGACAUUUAGCGCCAUGCCUUAUGUGGUCGCCUUCACCUUCAUACAGACUCGAUGGUUUGGAGGUGUCUUGGGAACGGUCACAUGCAAAUUGUUGAUGUUUUCAGUUCCAUUGUCCAUCGCAGCUUCUAUAUUGUCUUUGGUGGUAAUUGCGUUGGACCGUUUUUUCGCUGUCGUUUACCCGUUUAAUCGUCCUAAGGUAAUCCGCAAGAUUUCUGUGAUGAGCUCGAUCGUCUGGGCCUUGUCGAUCUUGUUUGCAUCACCGUAUUUGUAUGCUCACAAAGUGCUAUUUGGGUGGGACAAUAUUUAUCAUUGCGUUCCGCGAUGGGAACCGCCCAUUACUGAUCACAGCAAGGCGUUCCGAACUUAUUUUAUUUUCAUUUUCGUUUCUCUCUACUUGGUUCCACUGUUCCUCAUCGCCAUCUUUUACAGCAUCGUUUCAUUGAAGCUCUGGGUGCGAAGAAUCCCUGGGAAUCCAUCAGUUACAAACAUCAGGCAUGCAGAAGCGAGCAAGAAAAGAACUAUCAAAAUGCUCGUCAUUAUCGUUAUUGUUUUUGCCCUCUUCUGGCUUCCUGCGCAAGUGAUUCACUUAUUGGCACACUUCAAUUCACGGAUUUACGAUGCGAUAUCACCUAUGAUAAUAUUGAUAGCGUUUGGCAUAUCACACCUUAAUUCCGCCAUAAAUCCCUAUCUCUACAUAGUCCUGAACAAAAAUUUCCGACGCGCUAAUAAGGAUGUUCUUCAAAGCUGUUUCAAGCCCGCAGGGAGCUUAGUGCGUUCCUGGGGAAGCAACACCACCUCGAGUGCGUAUCUGGCCGAAGGUAUGUCCAUGGAAUACGUGAGUGUCGGAGAUUUGGGGAGAAGAGAAAAGUACGACUUGUCCAGAAUCGAAAGAGAUCGGGACACUUCGUUGUGUGUCAGACAAGUAAGCCUAAUGAAAGUAAAGGAAAACUAG
Pocillopora meandrina is the source of this 1164-nucleotide messenger RNA. The record is from the annotation of a GenBank genome assembly. NCBI's taxonomy places the organism in Eukaryota, Metazoa, Cnidaria, Anthozoa, Scleractinia, Pocilloporidae.